This is a messenger RNA of Daphnia carinata, 1708 nucleotides long. RefSeq names its product serine/threonine-protein kinase/endoribonuclease ire-1-like. The record is from RefSeq and is a predicted model, not a curated record. Bases 79 to 951 code for a protein of 290 amino acids. Lineage: Eukaryota; Metazoa; Arthropoda; Branchiopoda; Diplostraca; Daphniidae. The transcript is spliced from 3 exons. Gene Ontology annotation, molecular function: protein serine/threonine kinase activity; ATP binding; RNA endonuclease activity. Gene Ontology annotation, biological process: intrinsic apoptotic signaling pathway in response to endoplasmic reticulum stress; IRE1-mediated unfolded protein response; protein phosphorylation. Gene Ontology annotation, cellular component: IRE1-TRAF2-ASK1 complex.
AUCAAACGCUGAAACCAAACAUUUGAACUUACCUUUUGAGUAGAGAAAGAGGUGCACUGUGUUAUUGCUAUUGCAGCGAUGUCAACAACAGCCGGCGAUGAGGCAUCUAUCGCAAGUAGUCCGAAAUUACUGGGUAAAGGAGCGUUCGGCAUUGUUUACGAAGGAUCCUGGAAUGGAGAAAAAGUGGCCAUCAAGCGGAUUGACAAAACCGAAUUUCUCGUUUUAAAUGAGUCUGUUGAUUCAUCCAGUGGUGGGCAACAAAGGGAGGAAGAAAACAUGAAAAAGCUGGACCAUCCCAACGUCCUCAAACUCCUCCACCUCGAAGUCGAUGACAAUUUCAAGUAUUUUUAUCUCGAGUUUUGCGAAGCAACUAUUGGAGAUUACAAUAAAGGGAAGUACACCGGUCGUAUGCCACCUUCUGAAGCUGAUUCUUUACAUCAAAUGGCCAUUGGAUUGUCUUACAUUCACGCAAUGGGUCAAGUCCAUCGAGACAUUAAAGAAGAUAACGUCCUAAUCCACAAAUCAUCUAUCCUCAAGAUUUCCGAUUUUGGCUUCUCAAAGCCAACCACUGCCAGCGGUAGCUACUCAUUGAAAAGCGGUAUUAAAGGCACAAGAAAUUACCUCUCGCCCGAGCUGCUUAAACUGGCCGAAGAGCAAGCCAGUUUCGGUAUAUUAGCCCAUCAGAAGAGCAACAUUUCGUCCGACGUCUUCGCCCUAGGAUGCGUCUUUUAUAGCUACCUAACCAAAGGGAAACAUCCGUUCGCAGAUCCGAAAGGAUCCUUCUUCAUUCCUGCGAAUGUUCUGGAAGGAAAAUCCAAACUCGAGCUGAUUACCGACCCACUUUUCCAGUCCAUUGUCGGGGGAAUGAUUGCUUUCAAUCCCGCCUCACGCUGGAGCCUUGAUGCAGUCGAAUUACAGUUAAAACUUCGUUUAAAACAAACAGUUAAUUAGCAGAUGUUCGUAUGAAAUUCGCUAUCGCAUGACCAACAUUACGUUAUACUACUUUUACUUAGCUAUGCCCAACACUGUUAUUUCCUACCUAUUCCGAAAUAUGCUGGUUGACAGUGUAUAACUUAAAAUUCCCGUAUCCCUAGCAUUAUUGACAUGAAUUAAACAGUAGACUUACCAGAAGAAAGUAGCUAUAUCCCCGACCGCUGCUACUACCGUCGUUCACGUUUGUUGUUGUUGUUAAAGAUGUUAAUUCUUCCACUCGUUCAGCAUCUCCGCAGGCUGAUGAAGAUGGAUUUAUCGUAACCACGCAAAGCAACUAACGCGAGCGAUUUAGAGAGGUACAGCAAAUUGCCAAAAGCCGGUAUUCGGAAGUGACCUGCAAUUCUAGCAGUAACUUUAGUUAAUAGCUAUAGAUAUCGAUGAUAAACAAGUACAACUGUAAAAUGCCCCCUUACCUACGCGCAGCUCCCUAUCAACGUUGGAAUUGUUCACUUUAAUUGAGUAAGUUGAGUGAGAACCAAUAAACACAAAACUCAUGACUCGCCAGUAGAAGGAUCGGGUUGGAGAGCUGAGCUGCUAAUGCCUAUAAAUUAUAGAUUUAAAAUGAAACAAUUUAUCGACGAACCACAAGCUUUUAUCCCCAUGAAAUAUUCAAAGAAAACGCAAUUUUUUAACGCUUUGCACAACACUAAAUAACUACGUUGCACAACAGCGUGAAAACCUGUGAAUUAUGCAAAAAUACAGCAAAAUGAUUGGU